CAGCAUUAGCCACAGCAACGCGGGAUGCGUCUGUACUUAUCAGGGAGAAAAGAAACGAAUUGCGCAAGGUUUAUGCGUCUACAGGUGGUUGAUCAUCACUGCCCGCUAUUUGAAGUUUGAAGUUUCCGCAAAACAAUUGGAACGACGUCGACGGAUGCGCCGUGCCUCAUGGCUGUUCAAACCCAGCGGUUAGCUGUUUUCGGGUUUUCACAAGAACUGGACUGGAGACCUUUGUUCUUUGCCGAGCCCAUUCCGGCGCACAGGAUAUGCGACGGAUGUGGUUUGCUGCCCAGACUGACCGCUUUUCUGCCGUGUCGUCAUGUACUGUGCAGUACCUGCUACGAGCAGUGCGUGGUCGGCGACGAACACUCCUGCCCACUCGACGGCGACGCUUUUCUUGAUGAGGACGUUCAGUGGGGAGAUUUCCCUUUGGAGAACUUGCUCAAGCGGAAGGUUCACUGCUGGAAUAAAGAAUACGGCUGCGAGAGUGUGAUGGCUGCUUCGGAGAUCUGCAAGCACUUUCACCAGGAUUGUGGCCACCAUUCCACCGGUUGUCCCCGCUGUGCAGCAGUUGUCCGGUGUCGCAAUGUGCGGGCACAUCUGCAAAGCAACUGCAGGGACCACGUUGCUUUUAGCAGCACCGGACUGGAGAUGACGAGAUACAAAGAGCAGCAAACAGUUUUGUUGGCUUUGAAGGCAACCAUCGAAGAGAGGGUGGGCGAAAUGAAGGAGAGGCUUGACAGUUUGUCUUGUGAAAGUAGAGCUCAAAAUGAUAGAACCAGCGAGCUGCACCACUGUAUAAACACGUUAAAGGAAAUGUUGUCACAGCCACCAGAGAGUGCCACAAGCCAAGACGCUGCUCCUCAAACUACAGGUGGUGGGUGCGCCAUUCAAGGGGACGAUAAUAAUUUGGUCGCAGAAGCUCCCAUGCCCUUCAACAGAAGCCAACUUGUGGAAGAAGUGAGAGCUUUAAACCUAUCACUGAACAGAACCGUGAAAGUGGAAACCCAGAAGACAUCGGAAAUGUUGCAGAAGAAUGAGCGUGUCAUGAACAGUCAUCAUGCACAAUUGAGAGAGCAGUUAUCAUCAGAUAGAGACCUCCUUCAGGGUAUUACCUGCAGCGUAGACCGACUGAAUGAAACUUUUGGAAAAGAACUCGAACUAGCCACUAAGAGAAUCAGUGAACAUAUGACCACAAAUGAUGCUCGCGUGGCUGCCGUGAAACAGUGCGAUAGGGAAGCAACAGACGAACAAUUGAAAAUUCUUGCAUUCAGCACUAAAAAUUUAAAGCGGUAUACAUUUUUCGCCAAGGGAGUCAAGUCACGGAAAAGAUCAGCACUGGCACUAGGCGGUAACACUUACUGUGCAGACCGGAUAUACCUCUCCGGCUACUGCUUGUCGCCAGCUGUUCAUUUUCAAAAAAGCGGGGACUCGGUGCAGCUGUACACUGCCAUUCAGAUCCACAAGGGAGUAAUCGACGAAUUCCUGCCAUGGCCUUUCUGUAAAGCCGUACGGCUGAGUCUCAGGAAUGAAUCGACAGGUCUACAGCGUCAGCUUGUGAAUAAAGUUUACUAUAAUCUGGAAAAUUUUGAUCGACCUGGCACGUCAAGUAACCGACCAGUGUACUUUCCCGAUUCUUCGUUUCUCUUGGAAGAUCUUGAACAGGACGGCUACGUGGCGAACGAUAGACUGCACGUUACAUGGGAACUGUUGCCCCCAAGGUUUUCAAAUUAAUGCCAGCUGGCACAUUUUCACCAUACUUCACUUGGUCCAAUGCAAGACGGCAGCAAAUAUUCAACAUACCGUAUUUACGCGAUUGUAAGUCGACUCGAAUGUAAGUCGACCCCCCCCCCAUAUCGCGUGUGACAGGAAAAAAAAACAUACCCGAGGGCGCAUUCGACAACGAAAAUUUAUUAGUAGCGACAUGGUCACUGGACUACUCGUCUUCACUUGUGCCAUUGUCCUCACUAGUUCUGCCAUCGUCAUCGCUGCUAUGGUCCCACAGUGUCGUCGUCCAGUGAAAUACCACACUUGGCAAAUGACUGCACCACGACAUCUUGUGGAACAGCAGCCCACGCUGAAUGCACCCAACUACACGCAGCCGUCAGGGAGGCUCUUUUGACAGGUCCGGUUGGCGUAAGUUCGCGGUCUUCUGCCACCAGCUACUCGUAUACUCACGGCGGAGGUCCUUAAAAGGCGAAAAUCCGGGCGGGUUUGUUUCAUGGCCAUGUUGCACUUCACUGGCAGGGACCGAUCACACAUUUCAGCGACGUACACCGCAAGCUUGGCCUAUAGCCCUGGAAAGCGUCCCGACUUUGGCCCGUGGGAAAUUCUUCGCUUGCCGUCACAAGUGAAAAUUUUGCUUCGCUGCAGUCACCACUCUCGCACCACCCGUUCAGAAACACCGAACUUUCGGCCCGCUGCGCAGUGAUUUGUUUCUGCGGUGUAAACGACGGCAGCCCUCUUAAACGCUGCUGUGAAUGAGCACCGUAUGUUUAGUUGGCCUGGAGCACUCAUGACGACUGAGGAAGCAUGGAAGUAGCACGUAACUGACAGUCAAGUCGAACACGUCUAAUGGCAUCUUCGGCUGGUCGUUUCUGAGCGCGCUCUCGCGAGCGGCGUUGUCUUCGGCUGGUUGAAAGAGGGUGCGCGCCCUGCGUUCGGCUGGUUCUUCUCUAUUACACUCCUCCAUCUUCGAGCGCUCUGAGGUGCUUCGAGCCCUGUCGUCGGAGCAGUCGUCGAGAUUGAAACAUCAUCGCAGCGCCGCGUCGCUGCUGUUGGCGACGGCCCACCGUAACCUAGGCCACUGCAUACUGGCGUCUCGACGAACUCUCGUCCCGCCAGCGAGUCUGCUGGUUUUCCCGGCAGCGCCGGGAGCUUUGGAUAGACGAGACAUCAGACAUUGGUAGUAGUCACGUGGUUUCGCAUCUGCCAUUUCCUCUUCCGAGAGCGAGUUGCACGUUCCGCUUGUGCGCUUGUUCUCUACCUCUGAGCUCAGGGAACGCCGGAUCCGCCUGACUCUGCUUCGGGGGAUGGAGGUGGCCAGUCAAAGACACCACAAGAGCUACAGGGAAAAAGAAACACGGGAGCGGUGUCUGCUUUUCCAUGAAUUAUCAAUACUCCCUGCAAGCGCCGCCGUUCCGGGAGUGGCGCCGCGAAUGGAACAGCGGCACUUCCAUAAACUAUCGACCCCCCCCCCCAUAAGUGUUGUCAUUGGUUGUGUGCGCUGUAAAACUCUGAAAAAUGUUGAAAAACAAAUGCACGGGAUAGUGAAAACUACGGGUAGAGCCACAGAGCAAACAUAAAAUUGUAACUACGUUGUAGCUCCCCUGAUAUCUCAUUGGUCUCGCUUUUUUGGCGGUGCCAUGUGUUGGUUUCGAUUGUAAGUCGACCCCCAAAACUUCAGAUUUUCAAAUUUAAUAAAUAUGGUUCGACUUACAUUCAUGUAAAUACGGUAUGUUGCUUAGUUCCCAAACACAUAUAUCAUGCCUUAGUUGAUGACAGUAAGUGACUGCAGAAUAAAGCACCUUGUUUGUAUCUUGA
This is a messenger RNA of Dermacentor andersoni, 3543 nucleotides long. NCBI's taxonomy places the organism in Eukaryota, Metazoa, Arthropoda, Arachnida, Ixodida, Ixodidae. The record is from RefSeq and is a predicted model, not a curated record.